AUGCAGUCCACCAACGAGAAGGCAGCGAAGACCGAUGCAGUUAUCAAGAAGGUCCUCGGCACCACCGAACUGCUCGAAGCCAUCUUGCUUCGCGUUGACGACUACCAAACACUCCUCUUCAGCCAGCGCGUCUGCCGCGCAUUCAAGGACACGAUCGAGGAAUCCAAUCCCCUACAACACGCCCUCUUCYUCAAGCUUUCCGACGCCCAUCCUGCGAUCCCACCUAUUCUCCUCAAUCGUAAAAUCAGAAUCGGCAACGAUGGUUCGAAUUUCUGGUUGAGCUACGAGCCCGUCAUAUGCCUCCGGCGGAGGUGCGGUGGGGUUAGGGUCGUUUCCAAUCAUCAGCGUGUGACUUCGGCAACUCUGGACGAAUCAUCCGCUGGUCGUCCUCGCCCGCAGAGAUCGGACACUAUCAUCACCACAUCAAGCAUCGAACUCGAGCGUCGCAGAGCGGUGCAGCUUCGCCUCGAGGUGAGUCGAUUCCCACGAGGAGAACCGGGAAGCGUCGAAAUUGGUGGAACGUGGCAGAAGAUCAAGCUGCAGAAUGCUCAGGCCAAGGUAUCUUGCUUGCGCGGCGUCGGAUACGGACCACUGUCUUUCAGCGUUCCGCUCUCUGGCGAAGAUACGAUGGGCAGUGUGGUGGAUAUGGCUCUUCACUUCAAGUUGGAGGAUUCUGKAUCGGGGGACUCCAUGGACUCUGAUAUGGAAUGA
This is a messenger RNA of Ramularia collo-cygni, 711 nucleotides long. RefSeq lists its product as uncharacterized. The transcript has a single exon. The coding region runs from base 1 to 711 and encodes 236 amino acids. The record is from RefSeq and is a predicted model, not a curated record. NCBI's taxonomy places the organism in Eukaryota, Fungi, Ascomycota, Dothideomycetes, Mycosphaerellales, Mycosphaerellaceae.